Messenger RNA from Dendroctonus ponderosae (mountain pine beetle), 996 nucleotides. Its product is annotated as dynein regulatory complex protein 9. The transcript is spliced from 4 exons. Gene Ontology annotation, biological process: cilium organization. The coding region runs from base 1 to 996 and encodes 331 amino acids. Gene Ontology annotation, cellular component: motile cilium; cytoplasm. Lineage: Eukaryota; Metazoa; Arthropoda; Insecta; Coleoptera; Curculionidae. The record is from RefSeq and is a predicted model, not a curated record. Gene Ontology annotation, molecular function: protein binding.
AUGGCCAAACUAGAUGGAAUUUCCAGGAAGAUUGUUCAAAGUAUCCUCAGUGAAAGCCUGGACAAAUUGGCCAUACUAAGGCACAUAAACGGGUGGUCAACAACGGACCAAACCGUGGUAGAAUACCGGACUGUGGAAGAACAAGCCACUGCAAUAAAAAACGACGAUGUUCUUCCUGCGGACUCCAAAGACAGUGUGGAUUUGCGGGACUUUCAGCGCGACUGUUCAUUCAUUGAAUCAACCAUCCAGAAAACUUAUGAGGAAAUUCUGCAGGGCGGCAGUUACAAUUGCUUGUCCAAGGUGACGGACAUUUUCCGCAAGCUCCAAUCGGAAGAAGCAGAUCUGCUACGAACAACCAAAGCCCGGGAGCAAGAAUAUGUGGAGCUCCAAGAUCUAUUCUAUGAAGAACGCCUGGUUUUUAAGGGGCAAACUGCCGAAAUAAUGGCAAAAAUUGGCAAUCUGAAGGACGAAAUUGAGGACUUUCGUCAAGAAGCCGCCAGCAAAAGCGCAUAUUUGGCCAGUUGGCAAAAUUCCCAGCUAGAAACCGCUGGCUAUGAGCUGAGCAAGAAAACCGAGCUUUUAGUUGAGUCAAUCGAAGAUAAGCGACUGGAGCUUUGCAAAGAAACCCGCGUUCAUCUGGAAACGCGCACUAUUUUCAACGAAAUCGAAAUGGACCUGCAAAAGCAGCUGAAAAACUGGAGAAUCAAGUACGAAAACGACCUGCAAGCCAUCGGCAACAAAAUCGCCCAUCUACAAGAGGCCAAGGACCAGCAACAAGAGAAAACGGCGCAGAUGAUCAUGAAGUACAUCAAACGGCAGGAAGAAAUCGACUGCUACCAAGCGCACAAAGUCGAGCAGCAAAAGCAACGGCUGGAAAAGGACAGAAAGGACCGAGCGGCUACGAAGAUCCAGGCCUGGUGGCGCGGAACCAUGGUGAGGAAGGGCUUUGGCAAGUACAAGAAGAAGGAGAAAAGGGGCAAAAAAAAGAAAAAAUGA